AUGAGUGCCAACAAUCAAUCGCCCAGCGGCAUGCUUGGAACUUACCUGUACAAUACCGACACCCUCGCUGAGCGCCCAGCCCAGACGCAGAAUCGCAAGAUUCGAGAUUCGACCAGGUCAUGUCAGUCUGCAUGUCAGCCAAUGAACGCAAUAGAGAAGAGUCUGUCAAGUGAUGACGCCCUAGCGCGCCUGCUGGACAGAGACAUGAAGGCCAGGACGGACCCGGUCCUGCUCCGCGAUGCAAGAGAAAACCAACAAGGUUCGUCGGUCCCUUCACUCACUGAGAUGCCUCGACCUAAUAGACACAAAUAG
This is a messenger RNA of Exophiala viscosa, 312 nucleotides long. RefSeq lists its product as uncharacterized. Bases 1 to 312 code for a protein of 103 amino acids. Lineage: Eukaryota; Fungi; Ascomycota; Eurotiomycetes; Chaetothyriales; Herpotrichiellaceae. The record is from RefSeq and is a predicted model, not a curated record. The transcript has a single exon.